This is a messenger RNA of Salvelinus namaycush (lake trout), 3699 nucleotides long. RefSeq names its product cilia- and flagella-associated protein 69-like. The record is from RefSeq and is a predicted model, not a curated record. Gene Ontology annotation, cellular component: non-motile cilium; sperm midpiece. Lineage: Eukaryota; Metazoa; Chordata; Actinopteri; Salmoniformes; Salmonidae. Bases 616 to 3480 code for a protein of 954 amino acids. Gene Ontology annotation, biological process: olfactory behavior; response to odorant; positive regulation of flagellated sperm motility. The transcript has 23 exons.
AAGAAGCUGCUCACUGGCUGGCAGUGGAAGAAGAUGGAACGAGAUGGAUUUUGGCCGAGAUUCUGCACAUUUUCUCAUCGAUUAAACAUUUGAUCUCAAUAUAAUCUGUUAUGAACAGAGUGGACUAAGUUUUGUAGACUUUACCCUUUGUAAAAUAAAAAUAAAAACGCGUUGUUUAGAACGAGUGCAAAAAUAAAAACGCGUUGUUUAGAACGAGUGCAAAGGCGAAUUGAGUUAUUCAGGGUUUAUUAAUUUGUUUGAGACGAUUGUAAGAAUUAAUUGUAAUCAAUCUGCCUUUGUUGUCGUUAUUCUGUCAAGGAAAUAAUGGCGAAUGCUGUCACCAAAAACCCACUUCCGGUGUGUCAGAACGGGAAAAGUAGGCGUUUCAAGAUGUGGUAUUUUCUGUUUGUGGUAGUAGGGAGAUAACCAUAGUAACGGAUACAGGCGCACAUAGGUAGGUCUGAGGCCAACACAGAAGUAGGUGUGAGAGGCAUCGACUAUAGUUAUUUUCUUCCAUGUAUUUGUAAUGUUUGUUAUGUCAACUAACUGAACAUUUUCAGUUGUACACGCGGAACUCUCUAAAGCAGGUAUUUUUUUUGCACAAACGCGUUUGCAAUGCUUGCAUCGGAGGCUGCAAUGACUAAAAGUUAUUUGACAACUUCAACUGGAUCGAAAGCCAAAGUGCAUCGAAGAAAACCUGCGAUCCCAGUUAUCAAACAUAUAGCAAAAGACAAUGAUCAAGAGAAACAGGAAGUUCUCACCAAACCUAUUGAACUCAGUCGUGUGAUACAUUUUCUUGAGGAUCCUUUAGCAGCUACUUUGAAAGAGAGACAGAUUUUUGCUUUGAAGAAAGUAGUGAAGAGAUGUCAAAAAGGCUUUCUUUUGAAAGAGCUGGCUGAUGUUUUUAAGAUUUUAUAUAUCUGUGCUGAGAAGUCCAAAGAUCACCCUGAAUAUACUUCAGUGCUAUGUGACUUACUGAAGAUUUGUAGGCUUCCUUUUCUAAAGGAAAAGACCUCUGAUGAAGUGACCUACGCACAGACUGUCAAAGAAUCACUCUCUCAGAUGGGGUUCCUGAUGAGGGUGCCAAACGCUGAAGUGAGGAACCAAAUCUGCCACUCUAUUAUAUCCGUGUACAGCUCUGUGACAUCAAAACACUGUGUGGAUGGACUCCACCCUACCAGCCUAGGCUACAGGGUGCAGCUGUUGGAGCAGAGUGGGCUGGCUGAGACUCUGGUCCUGUCCAUGGCCCUCCUGGAGAACCAGCCUGCAGUCAAGCUCCAGGUCCUACAGACUCUUCAGAUGCUCUCCAGCUCCUCUGAUGUGAACUGUAGCCUAAUAUUAAAGGCACAGGGGGCAGAGCAGAUCUGUUUCCAUAUGAAUGAGCCAGACCCAUCAGGGCAAGUCCUGUUCCGCUCCUCGGAGAUCCUAUGGAACUUGCUGGAGAGAGGUUGCAAAGAGGAGGUUACAGCUCAACUCAGCAACAUGGACUGUAUUAUGGCUCUGAAAGAGGCAUUUUUGCACCAGCUGCUGAAUGGCUUUCGACAUUAUGACUUCCAACUCAGGAAUGAUCUACUGGUGAUCACAACUCUCAUAGCUGAAAACCCCAAAUCUCCACUCAUUGAAAGUUUAUUUGCCAAGCAGCUCAUUCUUUUUGUUACGUUUCCAGAACUCAAGAGUCACAACCCGUUGGUGCGCAACCUCAAGCUAUCCUAUAACAAUGAAGAUUUUGAGAUGAAAAGGUUGCUACUAAAUCUGGUUGUUGUCAUGUCAAAAGACUUAUCUGCUCUGCAGCUGUUCAAAGAGGGCCAUGUUGUCCUGGCCCUGCUCCACCUAGUGAAGCCCACUGCUGCUCCUCCUGAAGGCCAGUCAGGGCCACGCAACUGGACCCCUGUCCAGCAGGAGGAGCUGCAGCUGCAGGCUCUGGCCACUCUGGCCACCGUGGCUCCACUGAUGCUGGAUGACUACAUGACCUGCCAGGGAAACACCUGCCUUCUGCUGCUGCUGGAGUGGUGCACUGAGCGAGAUGCCUACUUUGGACAGGGCCAUAGUUUCCAUGGCACUGGAGGGAGGGGCAGUAAGAAGGCUCAGAUGCGUUACUGUGUGAGGCUGCUGAGAUCCAUGGCAUCCCUAGGCAACGAAGCAAUCAACCAGGACCUCUUUGAUCAAGGAGCCAUCAGCCAGCUGCUUGUGAUCAUUAUGCAGAUGGAGGGGAGUCCUGAGGAGGAGGACGUUAUUACCUUGGAGAUCAAGGCUGACAUUCAGCUGAUCCUGUCAGCACUCUGCGAGAACAAUCCACACAGAAAGGAAUUGUUUGGAUCGGAGGGAGUUGAGAUGACGGUGCAUUUCCUCAAGAUGAGCACUGAGAAGUUCUACAGUGGCCUGGGACACAACAAACUCAUCCUCUCCACCGUGGAUUGUGUCUGGUCCUGUAUCGUUGGAUGCUACACCACAGAAGAUGUGUUUUUGGAAAAAGAAGGCAUUUUCCUUCUGCUUGACUUGCUUCAUUCGAGCCCUAGGAACAUGCAGAACGUGGUCCUUGGAACCCUGCUGGAGCUGUGUGACAACCCCAAGACGAUGUCUCACAUCCUGGCCUGGCGAGGGCAGAAGAGCCUGACCACCCCGGGGCUACUCUUACAGCUCUGGAGGCAGGAAGAGGCAGAGCUGGGGGUGAGCAGAGACCUCUAUGGAAGGAUCUCAGAUCCCAAGAAGCCUAUUCUGUGUUAUUACCAAGAGGAGGAGGAUUCCCAGGUAUCACUGCCUGCUAACAGGCCUAGUGCUGCAGUGAUGGAUGUGUCUGAGAACCUUCGCUUCAAGAUCUACUCUGUCUUCUGUAAACUUGGUUUUGAAGCCCUGCCUGGAUUGUCAACGGAAGAUUAUAUCACCCUAAGCAUUGUCACCAGAUAUCUGGACUUUAAGGUUGGCGAGGUGUGGGAUGAGAUCUCCAAAGAGUUGAGCCUGGAGGGAGUGAGACCAGUCACCCCUGACGAAGAGGCCCUGGAUACCAUUGCUAAGAUGACAGAGGACACAGCCAGGAGAGUCAUCACACAGCAGAGCAGCAUGCUGGAGCAACGGGACAAGGAGGACGUCAGUGAGGAGAAACGCAUGUAUACAGAGAUAAGUUCCAACUGGAAACAGCAGGAGCUUACAGCCCAGUCUUGGGAGCAUUUUGUGGCAAAGACAUCAAACUACAAGAUUUUAAAGGAGACAAAAGAGCAUCAGGAGAGAUCUAUUGACUCAUCCAGACCUAAACCAAAGCAUAAGGAAGCUAUAUUCCAUCCUACACAGAUUCAUGGCUUACAAAUUACAAAAUUCUGUGGGCGGGUGAUGACUGUAGAGAGCACUCCAGCCCACCUGACAGGAGGGCCCCUGGCCAAUACAGAGCUGGCCCUGGAGAGGGUGCCCAUCCAGGGUGGAGCCCUGAGGAAACUCCCCACUGCCACUGAGGACACAGAGUAUUUCAACACAGUUUCAGUCAAAUAAAUACCCCACCUCCUCUUAUAGCUUUGCUCAGUGUUUGUUCACUAUUUACUACAGGUCUCCAUGUACAAUUUGGUGUGUUAGCUUGAGAGUGAACAUACAGACAGGAAUUCAUCAAUCCAGCAUGAACAAUCAAAAUUAGACUACUAGUAUCUACUAGUAACAGAUAUUAUUGGAUGGAUUAAACAGAUUUGAAAUGAUUAAAAUUGUGCUGUAACUGAA